Molecule: messenger RNA, 1343 nt
Organism: Benincasa hispida (wax gourd)
Lineage: Eukaryota; Viridiplantae; Streptophyta; Magnoliopsida; Cucurbitales; Cucurbitaceae
Source: RefSeq, a predicted model, not a curated record
AUGGUCGACCGUGAGCGAGAUAGAGAUGGAGAUAGAGAUAGAGAUAGAGAUAGAGACAGAGACAGAGACAGAGAGUAUGUUGGAGCGUUGCAACGCUGUUACGCAGCUGGCCCUCAAGCUGUCUCUUAUACACAUCUAGAUGUGUAUAAGAGACAGCAAGAAGAUCGUGAACGUGAAAGGGAGCGUGGUCGGAGUAAAAGGUCACACACUCCCGACCGCGCCAGAUCCCGCCACACACGCUCUCGCACCCGCUCACCGGACCGGCACCGUUCGCGGUCUCUUUCUCGUACCCCUGAGGAACGCUCACAUCGCCGCCGCCAUCGUUCGCCCUCCCCGGAUCAUGCUCGGAAGCGUCAUCGACGGGAUUUGACUGCCGACGAUGAAAGGGAGCGGCAGAAAGCAGUUUCUGACUUCGUUGAUGGCAUUGCGAAGGAGCAGCACAAGCAGAAGAAUAAUAAAGAUAGCGUUGGUGGCGGAGAAGUAGUGGAGGAGGCCAUGGCUGACGAGGAUGAAAUUGAAAUGAUGAAGAAAUUAGGUAUUCCCGUGGGUUUCGAUUCGACCAAGGGCAAACCUGUCCCAGGUGCUGAUGUGAGUGGCGUUAGGGUAGUUACCAAGAGACAGCCUAGGCAGUACAUGAAUCGUCGUGGCGGGUUCAACCGGCCGUUGCCGGCCGAGCGGACCCGGUAGCUAAUUGAUUUGGCUAGGUCACCGAGUGCAGCAACCAAGACUGACACUAUUCCUGAGAUAUCAUUGAGCGGUGGGAGAUGCAUGCAGAUCGGACUAUUGUGAUGUGCUCGAGAAUAUUCUGGAUGGGGUUUACUAGACUUCGCUGGAGAGCCCAGAUGAAGUCUCCAGCCGAUCUAUUUUCUGUAUGUAAGAUUGUAUUCACGAAACCUUGCAAGUCGUGCUGAGUUGAUUGAUUGAUACUCUGUAGACAUUGUUCGAAUAUAGAACGAGGAAUAUUUUUUUUUCCUAUUGUAGAAAUUGGAGGAUUUUCCCUAUUGCAUAUUUUUCCUAUUUUGGUAUUCACAACCUUGUCAUUUUCAUCUAUCAGCUCAGUAGAAAAUGGAUGGUGCUUUGACAGACUGAAUUUAAACCAAUUGAAUUGAAGUUGGUACCCCAACUUAAGACUAGUUGCUUUUCACGUAGUGUUGUUGAUGGUCCAAGGCCCGCUGUGGUGCGGACACUGAGAAUCCUUACAGUCAGUUACAGCAAACAAAUGCGAUCGCUUUACAACAGUAGUGAUGAUGCCAAGUUGAAACCAAGGCCACUGUGCCUGGUGCUUGUCAUAGAAUGCAUACCCCAACGUAUACUAAUAAUAUUGGUUAUUUGUUUCGGAACAA